Messenger RNA from Pediculus humanus corporis (human body louse), 507 nucleotides. RefSeq names its product ubiquitin-conjugating enzyme E2 G1, putative. The transcript has 5 exons. Lineage: Eukaryota; Metazoa; Arthropoda; Insecta; Psocodea; Pediculidae. Gene Ontology annotation, molecular function: ubiquitin conjugating enzyme activity. The record is from RefSeq and is a predicted model, not a curated record. Gene Ontology annotation, biological process: proteasome-mediated ubiquitin-dependent protein catabolic process; protein polyubiquitination. The coding region runs from base 1 to 507 and encodes 168 amino acids.
AUGUUUGAGCCCCAGAGUGCUCUCCUGCUUAGAAAACAAUUAGCAGAAUUGAAUAAAAACCCUGUCGAAGGGUUUUCUGCAGGACUCAUAGAUGACAAUGAUAUAUAUAGAUGGGAAGUCCUUAUUAUUGGACCACCUGAUACUUUAUACGAAGGAGGAUUUUUUAAAUGUCAUUUAUUAUUCCCUAAAGAAUAUCCACUUAGACCGCCUAGAAUGAAAUUUAUUACAGAAAUUUGGCAUCCAAAUAUUGAAAAAAAUGGUGAUGUAUGUAUUUCAAUUUUACACGAACCAGGAGAUGAUAAGUGGGGUUAUGAAAAGGCAUCGGAACGAUGGUUGCCUGUUCAUACGGUUGAAACAAUACUUAUAUCUGUUAUAUCAAUGUUAGCUGACCCCAACGAUGAAAGCCCUGCCAAUGUAGAUGCUGCGAAAGAGUGGAGAGAAAAUUAUUCGGAUUUUAAAAGAAAAGUUGCACGGUGUGUACGAAAAAGUCAAGAAGAGUGCUUGUAG